Messenger RNA from Bipolaris victoriae FI3, 234 nucleotides. RefSeq lists its product as hypothetical. The annotation marks the transcript as partial. The record is from RefSeq and is a predicted model, not a curated record. Lineage: Eukaryota; Fungi; Ascomycota; Dothideomycetes; Pleosporales; Pleosporaceae. The transcript has a single exon.
UAUGCCAAGAUAGAAGCGAUAAAACACUAUGUCAGGUUCAUCAUACUCCCCACCAGAAUUAUCCAACAACCGCACAGUUCACGUUUUAGAGCACGAUGUCCCCUAUCCCCUCUUUUGAUUGUUAUCACGAACCUUUGUUGCCAGCAAAUAUUCGCUUACUUCGCCUACUUCCUAACAAAGACAAAACGGCGCCCAUUCAAUGUGAGCUCUUCCAUUACUCUCUACAGGGAUUAA